UGUUCCAGAAGUCGUGUAGUCAUACUUCAGUCCUAGCUGGAUAAUGUGAACGUACGGUCUCGCUAUGAUGAAUCAAAAUACAUUUUCUUUUAUCAGUGUAAUUUUUUUCAUUUUUUUCACCAGUUUCACAUUAAUUGAUCAUCAUGUUUAUGCCGCCGGAUCUUCAUUUACACCAUUUUGGAACGAUACGUGGACUGAUAAAUUGAAACGAGAUCUUCUUGUAAAAUAUGACAAAUUCGCAAGACCUGCACAUCAUUUCAAUUCAACUGUAGUCACUCUUGACAUAGAAAUCCAUCAUGUAUCAUUGGACGAUAUGCAAUCAGUUUUGUCCGUUCACUGCUUUCUGAGAAUGGCUUGGAAGGACGAGAAAUUAAAAUGGAAUGCUUCCGAUUAUGGAGGACUUAAACAGGCUCAUUUGGGCAUCCACGAAGUCUGGCAGCCCGAUGUGGUUUUAUAUAACAGUGUGGUCGUGAAUGCAGUCGAACACUAUGGAGACAGCCAUUGCAUUGUGGAUGAUGAUGGAACGGUUUUUUGGGUUCCACCAGCUCAAUUUCUUGCUUUCUGUGAUUUGGAUUUAAGAUUAUGGCCCUUUGACACUCAAUCUUGCUCUCUUAAAUUGGGAUCAUGGACAUAUUCAGGCGAUCAAAUCGAUUUACAUCUUUUUAAGAAGCCUAUGAAGGUGGAAAACCUUCUAAUUACGAAUACAGAAUGGAAAUUGGAGGAAAUGACCAGGGGACGUACUGUCGUUCACUAUGAAUGCUGUCCAGAACCAUAUGUGACCUUGGUCUUCAAUUUGACAUUGAAAAGAAAUGCUUUGCUUUAUUACAACAUCAUUUUCACGCCUACCAUUCCAAUCGUUUUCCUCACACUCAUUGCUUUUUGGUUGCCUCCUCAAAGCGAGGUAAGAAUAGCAGUAGCUGGAUGCACAGCUCUGAUAAUUUCGAUAUUUUUAAUCUACUUUGGCUUUAAAAUACCGCCGGUUGCUGAAAAUUUGCCUCUCAUUGUAAGAUUUUAUAGCGGCAGUCUCUAUCAGGUGACAAUUUCUCUAAUAAUUUCAAUAGUAGUUUUGAAUUUAUCAAAAAGAACAAAUUGUACUCCAAUCCCUCGGGGAAUUAGGAAUUUUCUUAUGGGAUGGCCAGGAUUUUACUUAGGACUCUCAGAUCACAUUUAUGCGAUCCAACAACAUAGACCAAGUGGUUGUCAAGAAUUACGAGAAAGUCACGUGGGAGAUAUUUCAGCCUCAAGUUUAUCAUCAAAUGGCUUUGAAGACUGUGAUCGAGAAAAUAUAAUUACACCUGAAAAAAAUGUCAAUCAACUUGAGUGGAUUUUAUUAGCCACUGCACUUGAUAGAAUAUCUUUUUUCGUCUUUUGUAUUAUAUUCAGUAUCAUGGCAUUAGCAUGCAUUGCAUAAAAUUUGUGCUGUGAGAAAAUUAUAAUAAAAAUACUAAAAAAAAAAAAAU
Leptopilina boulardi is the source of this 1460-nucleotide messenger RNA. RefSeq names its product acetylcholine receptor subunit alpha-like 1. The record is from RefSeq and is a predicted model, not a curated record. Gene Ontology annotation, molecular function: neurotransmitter receptor activity; transmembrane signaling receptor activity; extracellular ligand-gated monoatomic ion channel activity. Bases 65 to 1411 code for a protein of 448 amino acids. Gene Ontology annotation, biological process: nervous system process; chemical synaptic transmission; signal transduction. Lineage: Eukaryota; Metazoa; Arthropoda; Insecta; Hymenoptera; Figitidae. Gene Ontology annotation, cellular component: membrane; neuron projection; synapse. The transcript is spliced from 9 exons.